This is a messenger RNA of Chlorocebus sabaeus (green monkey), 677 nucleotides long. It is a transcript of the gene RPS11, whose product is annotated as ribosomal protein S11. NCBI's taxonomy places the organism in Eukaryota, Metazoa, Chordata, Mammalia, Primates, Cercopithecidae. Gene Ontology annotation, biological process: translation. The record is from RefSeq and is a predicted model, not a curated record. Gene Ontology annotation, molecular function: structural constituent of ribosome. Gene Ontology annotation, cellular component: ribosome; cytosolic small ribosomal subunit.
CAGCCUGUCAAUCAGAGUCGCGCUCGAGGCCCCGCCCAAGGCCGUGUACGCCGCUCCUUACGUAACUUCCUCUCCAGCCCCUGCGUAGUCGAUAAGGAAACCCGGACGCCCCUGCAACUUUCUUUUUUCAGGCGGCCAGGAAGAUGGCGGACAUUCAGACAGAGCGUGCCUACCAAAAGCAGCCGACCAUCUUUCAAAACAAGAAGAGGGUCCUGCUGGGAGAAACUGGCAAGGAGAAGCUCCCGCGGUACUACAAGAACAUCGGUCUGGGCUUCAAGACACCCAAAGAGGCUAUUGAGGGCACUUACAUCGACAAGAAAUGCCCCUUCACUGGUAAUGUCUCCAUUCGAGGGCGGAUCCUCUCUGGUGUGGUGACGAAGAUGAAGAUGCAGAGGACCAUUGUCAUCCGCCGAGACUACCUGCACUACAUCCGCAAGUACAACCGCUUCGAGAAGCGCCACAAGAACAUGUCUGUGCACCUGUCCCCCUGCUUCAGGGACGUCCAGAUCGGUGACAUCGUCACAGUGGGUGAGUGUCGGCCCCUGAGCAAGACAGUGCGCUUCAAUGUGCUCAAGGUCACCAAGGCUGCCGGCACCAAGAAGCAGUUCCAGAAGUUCUGAGUCUGGACAUCGGCCCGCUCCCCACAAUGAAAUAAAGUUAUUUUCUCAUUCCCAGGC